This is a messenger RNA of Salvia splendens (bonfire salvia), 900 nucleotides long. RefSeq lists its product as uncharacterized. The coding region runs from base 1 to 900 and encodes 299 amino acids. NCBI's taxonomy places the organism in Eukaryota, Viridiplantae, Streptophyta, Magnoliopsida, Lamiales, Lamiaceae. The transcript is spliced from 2 exons. The record is from RefSeq and is a predicted model, not a curated record.
AUGCCCUCCAAGCGUACUGAUCCAGGUAUGUUCACUCUCCCCAUUUCGAUUGGGAACAUUAAAGUCGAGCAUGCUUUGUGUGAUCUAGGUGCAUCAAUAAAUGUUUUACCGCUUUCCCUUUAUAAGAAACUGGAAGGAGUGAGAAUGGUUGAUACGAAGGUGGUAAUUCAAUUAGCUGAUAGGUUGUGCAUCAGUCCCGAGGGUGUGUUAGAGAAUGUAAUAGUCAAAGUGCAUGAUUUUCUAUACCCUGCUGAUUUCCAUGUUAUAAAGAUGAGUGAGUACCAGUCUGCUGAGUCUAGCGGAGUGCUUUUAGGAAGACCAUUUUUACGCACCGCUAAGACAAUCAUUGAUGUUUUUGAUGGAACUAUUUGCUUAGAUUAUCAUGGACAGAAGUUUAUUUUUAACAUAGAUGAGGAACAGGUGGAAAAUUCUGAGUUAAGUCACUUCAUUGACAAGGAGGUGGCCAAUUGGUGCGAGGCCGUAAACACACUGGGAAUGACAGAUGAAGAGUUAGCAGAGGCACUUCUGGAAUUCUGUAAAAGUCCUGAAUCUGCCAGGUCUAAGGAAUUAGCAUGUGUGUCUAAUGUGGAAAAUUUUCUUGGACCUGAAGGAUUAAUCACCAAGGAGGCAAAGAAGAAUCCACUACCUCAGGAGACAAGUUCAACAAAGAAUGAACUGAAGACAUUGCCCCCAGGCCUAAGGUAUGCUUAUUUGGAGGAGAACGAGAUGUUCCCGAUGAUCAUUAACAACAACCUAACCGGGGAGCAAGAAACAGAAUUACUAAAAGUACUCAGGAGGAACAAGAAAGCCAUAGGAUGGACUCCGUCAGACCUGGUGGGAAUCAGUCUUGACCUCUGCAUGCACCAUAUUUGCUUGGAGGAAGGAGCGAAACCCCACUGA